AUGGGAUUUUGUCAGAAGUGGAUUGGCUGGAUGCAGGAGUAUGUGACUACGGUUUCCUACUCAGUUCUUGUGGAUGGGUUCUCUCAUGGCUUUUUCAAGCCUACUAGGGGUCUUCGACAGGGAGACCCCCUUUCUCCCUAUCUACUUCUCAUUUGUGCAGAAGGAUUAUCUCAUCUGCUCCACAAGGGUGAACAGAGACAUGAAUUUUCAGGUCUAUGGUUAAACCGGUGGUGUCCUACCAUUAGUCACUUGUUUUUUGCAAAUGAUUCUAUUCUAUUUGAAAAAGUCAAUGCUCAAACAUGUCAAAAUCUACUUCACCUACUUCGGGAGUAUAGUGAGAUUAGUGGUCAAGUUACUAACCUGAACAAAUCCUCGAUUUUCUUUAGCCAGAACAUGCCUGAGGAGCUGAGGAAUGAGAUUGCCAAGAUUCUACAAGUUCUACAUGUUCGUUCACAGGAUAAAUAUCUAGGCCUCCCUGCAGUUGUAAACAGAUAA
Messenger RNA from Arachis stenosperma, 495 nucleotides. RefSeq lists its product as uncharacterized. The transcript has a single exon. Lineage: Eukaryota; Viridiplantae; Streptophyta; Magnoliopsida; Fabales; Fabaceae. Bases 1 to 495 code for a protein of 164 amino acids. The record is from RefSeq and is a predicted model, not a curated record.